UCCUUUGCAUCUGCUGCCUGUGCUGCCUUUCACGUACUUUAUAAUUUACCUUCCUUCGCAUGGAAACAGGAGGGCCAAACCGAAUUCUCGCUCUCGUUCCGGAUUCCCAAAUUCGGGAAUUGGGAAUUCCUGCGGUCCUGCGGCUCCUGCCCAUUGAAAUUAACCGUUACCUUUUGACAAGUGCGGUGUUUUUGUCCGAUAAAAUCAUCACCUUUUGCCCGUACUGAACGCCCUUUUGCCUGCAGCUUCCUGUUUGCUGGAUUUCCCAUUAAAUUUGGCUGAAGACUGGUAGUUGCAGACGAACAGCGUUUAUAUGACAUGAAGAAACCCCACCUGGAUCAUGGUACAGUAAUAGCUCAACGUAAAGUGCUUCACAUAUUCGGCUGAUGAGAUUACAUUCAAAAUUCUCGAAGGAUAAGGAAGGUUGUACUAGUUUCAUGUGGAACUCGUUUGAAGUUGAAGAACUUUAUGCUGUUCAUUGCCACCUAGGAGAAAAAAGCAAGCAUCAUCUCUAUGGCUGGCUUGGAGGAGCUCAAAAAGAAGUUAGGGCCACUUUUUGAUGCUGAUAAAGGCUUCCCAUCUGGGUUGGGAUUGAGCCCAUGUGAUUCAUACAUGGUAUCUGAUGGUGGGACAGUUAAUCUGCUAAGUAGGUCAUGUGGGGUGUACAACAUAAAUGAGCUUGGGUUACAAAAGAGAACAUCAGGUCUAGUACAUGAUGAGGAUUCCAAUGAAAAGACAUAUCGAUGUGCUUCGCAUGAAAUGCGGAUAUUUGGAGCCAUUGGAUGUGGUGCAAGCAGCAUUGUUCAAAGGGCUAUUCAUAUACCAGUUCAUCGUAUAUUAGCAUUGAAGAAGAUUAAUGUCUUUGAGAAGGAAAAAAGACAGCAGCUACUUAAUGAGAUAAGGACCUUGUGUGAGGCACCUUCUGCUCAAGGUUUAGUGGAAUUUCAUGGAGCAUUUUAUACUCCAGACUCAGGGCAAAUCAGCAUUGCAUUAGAGUACAUGAAUGGAGGAUCCCUUGCAGAUGUUUUACGAGUUCAAAAAUUUAUUCCAGAGCCAGUUCUUGCAUCUAUGGUCCAGAAGCUUUUGCUCGGGCUGAGUUACCUACAUGGAGUUCGUCAUCUUGUUCAUAGAGACAUAAAACCUGCAAAUCUGCUUAUUAAUCUGAAGGGGGAACCCAAGAUCACUGACUUUGGCAUUAGCGCUGGUUUGGAGAAUUCAGUUGCCAUGUGUGCUACUUUUGUUGGGACUGUUACAUACAUGUCACCUGAGAGAAUCCGGAAUGAGAGCUACUCCUACCCAGCAGAUAUUUGGAGCCUUGGAUUGGCUAUAUUUGAGUGUGGAACUGGGGAGUUUCCAUAUACGGCAACUGAGGGUCCUGUCAAUCUCAUGCUACAGAUAUUAGAUGACCCUUCCCCUUCACCCUCCAAAGAGUCCUUUUCUCCAGAAUUUUGCUCGUUUAUUGAUGCUUGCUUACAGAAGGAUCCAGAGGCUAGGCCAACAGCUGAGCAGCUCCUAGCACAUUCAUUUAUUAUGAAGCAUGAGAGUUCAAAGGUAGACCUAGCAGCAUACGCUCGAAGUGUGUUUGACCCUACACAGAGACUGAGGGAUUUAGCCGACAUGCUCACAAUCCACUACUACUUACUGUUUGAUGGAUCUGAUGAUUUUUGGCACCAUGCAAAGGUUCUCUAUGGUGAAGCUUCAACUUUCAGUUUCUUGGAUGAGGUAUAUGUGGGCGCAACUGAUAUUUUCACAAAGUUGUCAAGCAUAAGAAAGACAUUGGUUGGUGAUGGGUUCCAGGAGAGGUUGGUACAUGUUGUUGAAAGUCUUCAGUGUUGUGCUCAUGGAAAUGAUGGGCUUGCCAUCCGCGUCUCUGGCUCAUUUAUAAUUGGGAACCACUUUCUUAUAUGCGGGAAUGGUGUACAAGUAGAGGGAAUGCCGAGAUUUGAUGACUUCACUCGUGAGAGCAUUAUGCAGCAAAAGAUGGGCACCUUUCAUGAACAGUUCAUAAUGGAGCCUGGUAGUGUCGUGGGAUGCUUCUUGAUAUCCAAGCAAGAACUGUAUAUCUUGCAAUAGGAGGAGCUAUUUUAGUUAGUGCGAUAUGCCACAAGUAACAUAUACAUUGCUGCAUUUAGUCCGAUGGAUGAAUAGAUAGUGUUGUGACAUCUUAACAAGGUGUUUUUUGCUUCAGACUUGACGUCAGUGUAUGCAUUGAAAGCAAAGUGAACUAGUGAUAGUGAAGAUCAUCCACUAAUAAGUUCCCCUUAAGAUAAUUCCACUACCUCUGGUGAAGCUCUUAUUAGCACUGAUCUACAAUUUUAUAGAAUCGAAAACUUUGUCCUCGUUCUGAUUGUGCUUGCUAACCUUGGAUUUCCAA
This is a messenger RNA of Nymphaea colorata (pocket water lily), 2374 nucleotides long. RefSeq names its product mitogen-activated protein kinase kinase 3. The transcript is spliced from 11 exons. NCBI's taxonomy places the organism in Eukaryota, Viridiplantae, Streptophyta, Magnoliopsida, Nymphaeales, Nymphaeaceae. The record is from RefSeq and is a predicted model, not a curated record. Bases 514 to 2073 code for a protein of 519 amino acids. Gene Ontology annotation, molecular function: ATP binding; MAP kinase kinase activity. Gene Ontology annotation, biological process: protein phosphorylation; MAPK cascade.